AUGAUUACUGUGAACACAAUACAAGCGGGUACAGUUUUUGCCUGGUUUAUGUUAGUUGUGAUCCUUCGACGUAUUGUGAUGCUUGGUGUAUCUAUGGCUGCACGACGAGGCAAACCUUUUCCACCAGGUACACGACCUCCUGAAGAUAAUAAAUUAGUAGGACAACCGACGACAACAACGACUCAACAUGAUUUUCCUAGAGAUGUACGUGUCAAUAGAACUAUUAACAAUGAUACAGAAAACGAUCCUUAUUUUAUUAUUUUAUUAUUAGCAACAGCUAUCUUUUCUGACACUGCUUUUUCUCCUCGGAACUCUACACGAACAAUUGUUUAUGGUAUUUUAUAUUUAUUCAUUCGUAUCGUUUAUGCUGUGGCGUAUAUUAUGGCUUUACAACCAUGGAGAUCAAUAAUGUUUGGCCUUGGUUUAGUUUUAACAUUGGCUUGUAGUCUCGAUUUAGUUAUAACCAUGUCAGGUCGACCCAAUUAA
This is a messenger RNA of Adineta steineri, 486 nucleotides long. Lineage: Eukaryota; Metazoa; Rotifera; Eurotatoria; Adinetida; Adinetidae. The record is from the annotation of a GenBank genome assembly.